CAAUGAGCGAGUGUUCGGCGAGAAGAUCAUCACGGAGGAUCGUCGAACACGAGAAAUGGAUGAAUUGCUAUUUCCGAAAGCUGGCGUCGCUUUACAGAAAGUCACCGUGUCUGUGGAAGAAGGACACGCGGGGUUAUUUGGACAGCGAGUACAGACAUCGUGCUUAUAGUCGCAUUCAUCGAGCCAUGGAGUUGCCGGGGGUGACUUUCGUCGAGAUAGUCUUGAAGAUUCGCGAGAUGCGCCGCCUCUACGUGAACGAACUAAAAAGGUUACUGGGGGCCAAGUCGUACGGCCAUUGUUACGAGAUCUCGCUACCAUGGUUCUACAAUUUGCAUCAAUUUCUCUACCCGUACCUGGAUUACGACGAGGCAGUCGAGUUGCAUAACGUAGACGAAACUUUUGCCAAGAAUGAGAACUGCAGUUGCUUUCGAUGCCUGAUAUCGAGUAGGAACACUCGUAUUGAACAUUUCUUGCCGUCUAGCGCACAACGAACUAUCCCUACUCUGAAUUCGAUUAGUUCCCCUGCCGUCUCUUUGCCAGAGGUCAAGACUCGUCCUCGAACUUGCCCUCGCUCCUGCAGCCGAAUUUCCUAUACUAAGAAACGACUGGACAGAUCUCCUUCCCCCGCAAUCUGCACAACGAUCAGUAGAUGCACUUCCUGUUUGGAACAUCGUGGAGAUAUGGCUGAGAACGAAUUAAGGGACACGCGAGAGGUAAAGUGUCACGAAUUUACAAUCUGCGGAUUACAUAGCACAGCAUCGAGUGACGAUACUUGCGACACUGACUCCGAUCAGUUGGAAACUUUCUCGAUGACUGUGACACGUUGUCUCAGAAAGUUGGAUAAACCGUAUGCGCUUAAAGCGCAGGCAGAAAUUCAACAAAUCUUGGAGAAUAUGCUGAUAAAAUCAAAGAACAAUUCCCCGAAAAGGACUCGUUUACACGAAUCGUCCUACGAUUUGUGAUAAAACGUAUUGCAAGAUCCAAAGCAAGAUCCAGCACGGAACGUAUUGAAGAAAUCCGACGUUCGAUCGCCACCUCCCUCCGUUCAUGCAUAACAGCGCGCGGAUGGUAUCGAUCCGACUUUGGUAGACCGCAGCGUUAUGAUUAGUAUUCAGCGAGUGUCGCAGUCGGCCGGUCGGACAAGGACGAAGAUGGCAAGAUUUGCUCUGGCAAAACGGAGGAUGCGUGCCGCACAUCCUAUCCCUGAUAACAGGUUAUCCUUUGAUCGAAACCCCUCUCGCAAAAAGUCCACGUUCCUGCCGUUAUUGCUACUAAACCGAAAUGCGAUCAGACGAAGUCGCGUUAAUCCUCAAAGCGAAUCAUCGAUUAAGGGAUUAUCAAAGGUUGUAUCGAAUCUCAUUCGCCGUCGACAACGAAUCGACGCGUUGGCUUGGCUUCGAGAUCGAUUACUCGGUGAAAAGAGUUCCGUUCGGAAUGUUCAAGUUUUAUAACGCGACCUCAAAAAAAUCGACGUACUUUCAACAACUCGAGCCUUCGACUUUGCAAGUGGAAAUUCUCGCCAGCAAUUCACAGCAAUUUUUCAUGAAAAAGCAAGUUGGUGAGCGGCGCGGUAAUAAAUCCAGAGGGCCAGCAGGAUUAAGCUUCGCCGGAAACUAUUUUGCUCACCACGAGGCAAAAGGAACACGGGAAAACCCGGGAAAACCCGGAGAUCUGUGGAUAGUGUAGCGAGCAGUCGAGAGAACCUAGAACGAACGGGCAACAUUUAGACCAAUUCUCAAAAUCCCCUUGAUACACGAUGAAACAGGAUUCGAGUGUGCUUGGUCGAAAGACCUCCCAACGCGACUGAACGACUCGCGACUACCUGCCCUGUCUCUCGGCGCGUUUCGCAUGAAAUAAUUGUCGGAACAGUUGAACACUCUCGGCGACAUUUAACGCUGAACAUGUCUAAUUCAUUGGAAACUGUGGUACGCCGCCAACAAACGUCGAGAUCGUUUCCAAAGCGCAUCUGGUUGCGCUAAACGAAGGCUGAUCGAACUUCGCGAAUCCUGUUAACACGUGGCUUUUCGCGAUCUAGCAGCCGCAACUCGAAAUACGAUUUUUAUCAUGGAAGGGACAUCAAAGCAAAUUCCAUCGUUCGCCAAGCGGAAAGGACGAACAAGGAAAAGGGGUAAGAGACAGAGAGAGAGGCAAAGGCGGACAAGGUUAACGGCGCAAGGAGAAAUAGUCGAGGCGAUUGCUGGCAUUCCUGGAUGAAAUCCAUGAACGUGCCAAAUCCGGAAGACCGGAUCUCGUAUAUCGAAGAACCAGCAUGGGAGUACAAUGUUCGGGAGAAAUACGAAGGUCCGGAAAAGGUUCGCCAUAAAUCAAACGCAUCGAUAUUGGCGUUGGUUUAAUAAAUGACCGUAAAGCGUAGAAAAAGGGGAGCACAGUUCGUUCCCCUGUAUUUCCAACGUAUCUGAGACACGUUAUAUAUGAUUUACAUGAGAAAUCAGCGCUAUCACGAAUGUUACUGGUUGAUCGGAACGUUUGCAAAAUAUCCGAUAUUACGACAAAAUACAUUUUAUCCCAUCGCUUUCAACUCUACUGCUCGAUAAGCUCACCUCUCCCUUUCUCUCUCUUUCUCCGUGUCUCUCUCUCUCUCUCUCUCUCUCUCUCUCUCUUUCUCUUUCUCUUGAAAGAAAACAGAAAAUUUUAGUACGAAUGAAGAAAUCAACGUUAUAAGUAACAAUCAUCGAUCAAUGAUUAUGCAUGAACGCAACGUAAAAGUUAUCUGAAACGGAAAAAGCAGCAACUGAAUAGCAAAGUAGUUCACAGACCGUGAUAAAACUCGUUUGAAACUCGUAAAAUGAUUUCCAGUCUAAGUUUGAUACAAUUUGCAUAUGCAGUAUAUGUCAGUAACGUCC
This is a messenger RNA of Bombus pyrosoma, 2864 nucleotides long. RefSeq lists its product as uncharacterized. The transcript has 7 exons. The coding region runs from base 3 to 962 and encodes 319 amino acids. Lineage: Eukaryota; Metazoa; Arthropoda; Insecta; Hymenoptera; Apidae. The record is from RefSeq and is a predicted model, not a curated record.